Molecule: messenger RNA, 1074 nt
Organism: Alternaria postmessia
Lineage: Eukaryota; Fungi; Ascomycota; Dothideomycetes; Pleosporales; Pleosporaceae
Exons: 3
Coding region: 1-1074 (357 amino acids)
Source: RefSeq, a predicted model, not a curated record
AUGUGGUUUGCAUACAUUUCUCCUACGGAACCAUGUCUGCUGUCAGACGUUCUCAUCACGCCAGACAACAGCAUCAGCAAGCAAUGCUCCGAGCACUAUCUGCCGCAUCUACUGCCCCAUAAUGAAGAGAAGGACCUGGAUGACUCACCCGAUGAGUUGAUGCGGAUGCGCAACUCUUUACUGAAUAUGGACGGACUCGGAAUUGCUUGGUACACGACAGCGACCUCAUCCUACGUUAAGAAUGUCACAGGUCCUCGUCCCGCCCUCUAUAAAUCCCAAUCGCCGCCGAUCAACGACUUCAACUUCAAGUCUCUCUGCUACAACACCGAAUCACAAUGCGUCUUCGCACACAUCCGCGCCACAAGCGGCUCCGUCGUAACGCAAGUAAACAGCCACCCCUUCGUCUUCGGUCGCCACGUCUUCAUGCACAAUGGUGUCAUCUCAAACUUUUCCUCUAUUCGCCGAGAAAUGACGUCCCUCCUCUCCUUCGACGCAUACUGCAACGUACUUGGUAGCACAGAUUCUGAGCACGCUGCCGCUCUCUACAUCACAAAUCUUACAAACAGUGGUGGUAAAGAAAGCUGGGAGAAAGCAUAUCCCCUGAAGAAAAUGCAUGAAGCCAUGCAAAAGACCGUCAUUCAAAUUCUCACACUCCAAAAGAACCUACUCGGUGAAGCUAACACACCAAAUUCCUUGAAUCUCUGUACCACCGAUGGUACGAAGAUGCUCGCUAUCCGUUUUCGGAACCAUAUCUCACAGCAGCCACCGAGUCUGUACUGGUCAGAGUUCGCGGGCCGCACCCUGAAUACAAAGUACCCUGGUAACCCAGAUAAUAAGGAUGGUGGGAGCGCGGAUGCGGGCACAGAGAUUGGGGAAGCAGGCAUGAUGGGUAAACAUACUAUUAUCGCGUCUGAGCCCACAACAUAUGAUGAGAAAGAAUGGCACCUGAUCAAGAGAAAUUGCGCACUUAUGGUGGACGAAGAUGGCAUCGAGCGCGAAGAGGAGCUUCAAUAUGAUGAGGGUUUGAAUGCGAGAGAUCCAAAGUUUGAUGACAGAGUUGGGUCAAGCAAAUAG